This is a messenger RNA of Astyanax mexicanus (Mexican tetra), 892 nucleotides long. RefSeq names its product ribosomal protein S6 (gene rps6). The record is from RefSeq and is a predicted model, not a curated record. Gene Ontology annotation, biological process: translation. The transcript is spliced from 6 exons. Lineage: Eukaryota; Metazoa; Chordata; Actinopteri; Characiformes; Acestrorhamphidae. Bases 103 to 852 code for a protein of 249 amino acids. Gene Ontology annotation, cellular component: ribosome. Gene Ontology annotation, molecular function: structural constituent of ribosome.
AUCGCGCGACGUCUCGCGAUACUUUAAGAGUCUUUGUGAGAGCACGAGGCGGAUAUCCGGCCUCUUUUCCGUGGCGGACGCUGAUAGAGACGGUCCCCCAAAAUGAAGCUCAACAUCUCGUUCCCAGCAACUGGCUGCCAGAAGCUCAUUGAGGUUGAUGAUGAGCACAAGCUCAGGAGCUUCUACGAGAAGCGCAUGGCCGCUGAAGUGCCUGCAGAUCCUCUUGGAGAUGAGUGGAAGGGUUACUAUGUGCGCAUCAGUGGAGGCAACGACAAGCAGGGCUUCCCCAUGAAGCAGGGUGUGCUGACCCACGGUCGUGUUCGCCUGCUCCUCAGCAAGGGACACUCCUGCUACAGACCCCGCCGUACCGGCGAGCGCAAACGCAAGUCUGUGCGCGGCUGCAUCGUCGACGCUAACCUCAGUGUGCUGAACUUGGUUAUCAUCAAGAAAGGUGAGAAGGACAUCCCUGGGCUGACCGACAGCACCGUCCCUCGCCGCCUGGGCCCCAAGAGAGCCAGCAGGAUCCGCAAGCUCUUCAACCUGUCCAAGGAGGACGAUGUCAGGCAGUAUGUGGUCAGGAGACCCCUUACUAAAGAAGGUAAGAAGCCCAGGACCAAGGCCCCCAAGAUUCAGCGUCUGGUGACUCCCCGUGUGCUGCAGCACAAGCGCCAGCGCAUCGCUCUCAAGAGACAGCGUACCCAGAAGAACAAGGAGGAGGCCGCCGAGUACGCCAAGAUGCUGGCCAAGAGGCUGAAGGAGGCCAAAGAGAAGCGCCAGGAGAAGAUCGCCAAGAGACGUCGCCUGUCUUCCCUGAGAGCCUCGCAAUCCAAAUCCGAGUCCAGCCAGAAAUAAAAUGCGCUCUUUGUACAUCACAAAUAAAACAUCAAAAUUG